UAUUCGCUUAAAAAGGCGCAUAGUGAUAGAUGUCCUCAACUCCAUGCAGAAUCAUGUUCUUCUAUGUGGCUGCAAAAAUUUUCUUUUUGAUUAGUUUUGAAAGAGCAGCGUCGUCCUCCACAGAAAAUGGUUUGCAGGAAAACAAACUUCAGUGCGAAUAUAACGUGUUGAAGAAACUGAUUCAGCUUGAGGAAAUUACUUCGCAUCAGAGCAAAAAAGUGGCAUCGCUGAUUGAAGAACUCAAGGAUGCAAGAGACACUAUCGCUCAGUUAAACCAAACUAUUCAAACAAACCAGAAGUCAGUUGAUGGCACUACAUACGUAAGAUGGGGGAGAACAACAUGCCCAGACACUGCAUACCAAGUUUACACUGGAUACGCAGCAGGAUCUCAUUACAAACAUAGUGGAACCGCUGUCGACCCUUUAUGUCUACCAAAGAAUCCAAUAUACGACAAAUAUACUCCUGGAGUUUAUGAUGGUGUUAUAUACGGUGCAGAGUAUGAGACACACCACCAUUCAUCAUGGAAACAUCUACAUGACCAAGACAUUCCGUGUUUAGUGUGUAGAAUACCAAGGAAUAACUUGUUGAUGGUACCAGGACGAAAUAUCUGCCACGACAAUUACCAACUGGAAUACAAGGGCUAUCUAAUGUCAAGCCAUCACAAGCAUGUAUCACCGUCUCAAUUUAUCUGUAUUGAUGAUCAGCCGGAAGCGUUAUCCGGUGGUUAUGCCAAUCAUAAUGGCAAAUUAUUCUACUUCGUUAGUGGCAGCUGUGGAUCACUCAAAUGUCCGCCAUAUAGAGAGGGUUUUGAGCUCACCUGUGCCGUUUGUUCAUAUUCACCUAAUGCAAAGUCUACAAAUAUCCAGCCAUAUAAGUAACUGACAAAAUGGUUAUGGUUUUGAAGAUAUCCUUUAUUCAUUUGCAAUUUCAAGUGAUUCUAAUGGACAUCACUUCAGAAGAGUACUUUGAGUCUGCUAUGAAAUAGCGACUUUUAUCGAUCAAUCAUUAUUUCAACAAAUAUGCUUGACAUAAUAUAUGCUUUGAAUUUCUAGUACCUGCUUAUUCAUCAAAGUAUGUCUUCAUAACAUAUUCAACAGUAUUUUAAUCAAAAUAUGUGUGUUUUAAAUAAAGUUCCAUGAAAGAUUGCAGA
Ruditapes philippinarum (Manila clam) is the source of this 1150-nucleotide messenger RNA. RefSeq names its product short-chain collagen C4-like. The coding region runs from base 30 to 878 and encodes 282 amino acids. The record is from RefSeq and is a predicted model, not a curated record. NCBI's taxonomy places the organism in Eukaryota, Metazoa, Mollusca, Bivalvia, Venerida, Veneridae. The transcript has 2 exons.